Messenger RNA from Chelonoidis abingdonii (Abingdon island giant tortoise), 2001 nucleotides. RefSeq names its product mesenchyme homeobox 1 (gene MEOX1). Gene Ontology annotation, biological process: somite development; positive regulation of transcription by RNA polymerase II. Lineage: Eukaryota; Metazoa; Chordata; Testudines; Testudinidae. The record is from RefSeq and is a predicted model, not a curated record. Gene Ontology annotation, molecular function: DNA-binding transcription factor activity, RNA polymerase II-specific; RNA polymerase II cis-regulatory region sequence-specific DNA binding. Gene Ontology annotation, cellular component: nucleus.
GCAGGCCUUGGGAAACUGUUCAGCCCAAUUGCUGCAUAGAUCUGGUUGGGGUUUUCCAGCUGGGACUAUGCAGAAGUUUAGUCAAGAUUCCAAACUAACAAAUUUGCAAUAGAACAAAAUCCACAAACCAUUUUUUAGGGGAGGCGGCAGGGGAGAUCCAAUUCUGUUUUUCCAUACAAGUUUGGAGCUAUUUUUCUCCCUCUUUCAUAUCCUUGAAGCCUGAGACAAAUCCAGUUACGAAUCUCGGAGCACGGACAGCAUAGAGCCAGCAAUGGAUCCCUCCGUGAGUAGUUGUAUGCGAAGUCCCCGUCCCACUACCCCACUCUGGGGGUGCCUGCGGAAUGCCCAUUCGGAGUUCAGCACAGCAGCAGGAGUGCAUCAUUACCCACAAGCACCAUUCUCGUUCCAUCAAAAACCAGACUUUGCUGCAUAUUCCGAUUUCUCAGCCUCUUGUUUGGCCACUGCCCCCCACAGCUUCCCCCGAGAGGAACGCAUGUUCGCAGAGCAGCACCCUUCUUUCCAGCAUUCUGACUGGCACUUUGCAGCAUCCGAGGCCAGAAGACGGCUAAAUCCAGGACUGGCCUUGGGUUCUGGGGAGCUAGAAAGCAGCAGCUCAAACCUAGUGGCUGCUGCAGGGGGCAUGAAUGAAGAUUAUGGGGUACCAGGAAACACUACAAAUGAAACUGAGAAAAAGUCAUCCAAAAGGAAAAAGGAAGCCUCAGAAAAUCAGGAUUCCAGUAGAAAGUCAGAAGCCAGCAGCAAAGCACGGAAGGAGAGGACAGCUUUCACCAAGGAGCAGCUGCGGGAAUUAGAAGCUGAAUUUGCUCACCAUAAUUAUUUGACAAGGCUCAGGAGAUAUGAGAUAGCUGUGAAUCUGGACCUCACUGAGAGACAGGUCAAAGUGUGGUUUCAAAACCGAAGGAUGAAGUGGAAACGUGUGAAGGGUGGGCAGCCAGUGUCCCCUCACGAGCAUGACACAGAAGAUAUGGACUCUGCUACCUCCCCGAGCUCUGAAUAGCUCCUCACCAGUAGUAAUGUACUGACAAAUGCAGGAAGAGUUGUCAGAGAACUGAUGCCACACAGUUUAGCAGCAUCUGCAUCAUUAACAGGUGCCCCUCCCUGCUCAAAUCAUCUCAUCCUACUGUGACUCUGGAAGUGGUGCACCUUAACAUGCCUUGGGGGCUGUAAAGGGCACACAGGAAAGUCCAGAGAAGGGUCUGACUGAACUCUUACCACUGCCAUCUGGGCAGUGCCAGUAUUUCUUCAAAAUAAUAACUAAACCCACUGACUAUGAAACAAAUAAAGCUGACUAGAGCUGGAUUUCUAAGAACCAAUAAUGGUCUUCAAGUCCUCAAAAGACACAGUUUAGAGGCUCCAGUUCAGGGUUCGGUGGGGCAGUAAUGUAGCUCCCCAACAUAUAACCUUAUCCAGCAUCUCUCUUUGGUCACUGCUAUUUGUCAAACCAUAAAGGACUUGAGCAUUUCACAGAAGUGCUUUCUUCGUGCAUCACUCCACGAGUAACGAACACUCUGGUCUCCACUGAUGUUUCUUGUGUCAUUCAAACUGAAAAUAUAAAUGGUUAUAAGCAAGUCUGAGGGGCAGUGGGAAUGUCAAACAAAAGUGUGGCCCCCCCAAAUGCUAUAUUGGCCUCCAGCCAUCAGUUUUGGAAGGGAUCAUUCCCACAAGGGUAAGGGCUCCAUUUAGAGCUGAGAUGGCAGGCACCUUGCUGAUAAGCCUGUGUGAAUGAGAUACUGGAGGUUUGUAUAAUUAAUCUUAGUGUAGCUGCUGAAAUCAGAACAUUAAAUCUCACAGGGAAUAUUUUCAUAACCACCGCCACCAAGUAUCAAACUAAGCGUAAUGAGGUCAUGAAUCACCACUGUUCUGCCCUGGACACUGAACUAUAGCUGGUUAUAUCUUCUGAAAGAACAUUGCUCAUUUCUGUUGUGUUUGUCGCACUUCCAGGGCUGGUUCCAGAGUUUUUGUUGCCCCGAGCAGCAAAAA